Molecule: messenger RNA, 597 nt
Organism: Fomitiporia mediterranea MF3/22
Lineage: Eukaryota; Fungi; Basidiomycota; Agaricomycetes; Hymenochaetales; Hymenochaetaceae
Exons: 2
Coding region: 252-569 (105 amino acids)
Source: RefSeq, a predicted model, not a curated record
GCUCCUUCUACUUCAUCCUAUGUCUUUGAUUCAGCACCCUGAAGUUGACGUAGUAAAUCCUGAACAGCACUCGCGAGGUCUCAAUAAUCUUGCUGACCUGAGGAGACUGCUCACUGAGUCAACUACUGUCUAUAUACGCGAAUGGGUGUAUGGCUACUGGUUUAAAAUCAAGUACAUGCGACGCCUUGCAGAGAAAAAGAAGCUUAAUUGGCAAAAAGGCGGUUCCAAGUAUUUAAACAAGAUAAUGGACUAUGUAUCACGAUCGACUGGUGUUUAUUGCUGCUACAUAUAGGAACCAGUCUAUUCUGAUUCUUGGAUUCGUCAAAGAUGACGACAGACGAAGGUUGGACGGCAACGAGUUCUCCGAGUUAGAGAUGGACAACAUACGGAGGAAGAUCGGUCUUCCGGCAGGGACGAAGCCUAGGUGGUACGAACUCAACGGAAUGGGAUACGACCCGAACGAGGAACUCCAGAGUGAGGAUGAACGGUUCCCUGAUGAUACUGGCGAGAAGACGGAAAUAUACGAAAGUGUUCCUGAUGUUCCCGAUCUCAUGCUGGAUCUUUGGUAGAAGUAGAUGCCCGUCUGUUAGGAAGUCC